Messenger RNA from Xylona heveae TC161, 486 nucleotides. RefSeq lists its product as hypothetical. Bases 104 to 253 code for a protein of 49 amino acids. The record is from RefSeq and is a predicted model, not a curated record. The transcript is spliced from 4 exons. Lineage: Eukaryota; Fungi; Ascomycota; Xylonomycetes; Xylonales; Xylonaceae.
AUUCCAUACCAUCUGCCAAAGACCACAAGCUCCGUUAACCCUAAAUCACUUACCUCACCUCUUUCCAAAGUACUUUCUUUCUACAACAGAUCCAAUUAACAAAAUGUUCGGAGGACCUCCACCACCCCCUAGCAAGGCCGAGCUUCAGGCCCAGGAGAAAGCAGCCUGCACUACCGUCCGCAACGUCUGCAUCACCAGCGUCGUGCUGUACCUUUCUCCCUUCGCCAUCGACUUCGCCCGCAAGCUCUUCUAAACAAAUCAUUUUGUGUUAAUUACAUACCUACCUACCUACCUAUCUACCUUGCAUCCCUCCUUCUCUUCAGCCUGAUUCGCCAGGGUCAACAUACAUCUAUCCAUCCAUCCAUUCAUACGUCCAACCAAUGUAUUACCAACCUAGCCACUAGUUACCUAGCUAGUAACCUAGAUUUGAACAUAGAGGCUUAGACUCUCUUGGGCCUUUGUAUAUUAAAAAUAUCUUUCCCCCCU